Sycon ciliatum is the source of this 1559-nucleotide messenger RNA. RefSeq lists its product as uncharacterized. Lineage: Eukaryota; Metazoa; Porifera; Calcarea; Leucosolenida; Sycettidae. The record is from RefSeq and is a predicted model, not a curated record. The transcript has 5 exons. The coding region runs from base 738 to 1559 and encodes 273 amino acids.
UUGAUGAAGGACAUUAAACUUUAAAGAGGGGGACUACAGACACUAGUUUAUAGUAGAUGUCUGGAAAGGAACCAAGGGAGAGUGAUUCAUUGAAAAUAUGACAGAGGGGACCAGCUAGUUCUUUUGCCCAGAUCUUCAGGGGAAGGGGUGGCAGUUCGUCGGAUCAGUUGGAUUUGAAAGGGGAUAUCUUCCUGAAGAGCUUGGAGGCUUCAGUGAUUGUGACAGGGGUGAAUUGACAUGUCGAAAUGAUCAGGAGGAAAAAUUCAUGCAAAAUGACCAGAUGCCUUGUGACCACUCGGCCCUGCCGGUGCCGGCCCUGCACUGUGUGUUGUAGUCACGAGUUACGGCAAGAUGUAGACAGGAUCAUGGACAUCACCGACACUAGACACUGAGACAGACUCACAGUCAGUGCACACCCGCUACUGAACUGUGAAGACUGAAGACAGUGAAGUGUAAUGACUAUGAUUGUCAUCAUACAUGCUACUGCGGCAGUACUGGUAAUACUUGUAAGUAAAGACUAAGUAAGUAAUUAUUUUAGAUUUAGUUAGUUGUAGUGGAUGGUAUGUGCACUGAGUCUGUCUGUCGAUGCAGCACGUCGCAUGAUGAUCAUGAUGAUGAAGCCGUGAAGGCGCCGCUAGGUGAAAAGCCCGCGUCCCAUCUGUCAAGUGUCUUGCAGUACAGCUGCAAGGACUACCUCCGCGGCCGAUCCGGCCGUAUUAUUAUCCUGGUAUCGAACAAUGCCGUUUGACUUCUGGGAUGAUGUUGUCCUGCCAGCAUGGCGUGACAUAGCUCCAUGCCAGAUUACACAUGAAGCAUUCAUGAAGGUCCUCACGGCAAUUGAUGAACAUCAUCCACAUAUCAGCAGAGAUGCCAUUAUGAAGAGACACGUGUUGUUUUUUAAGGAGCACUUCACCAGCAGAAGGUGUGUAGAAAAGGAGAGGUUGGUCACCUAUGUUAGCUUGGUGAUUGUCUACAAGAGAGGGCCAUCAGGCGUCCAGAACUUCAUUCAAGCCAUCCAGUCUUCAUCUUUCCCAUCCAAUGGUGUUGUUGGUGGACUGCUGGAGAGAAUUUGGCAAGUUCGUAAGCAUGAUCAUCCUGAUGAAGAUGUCAAGGAUCCAUAUUUCUUCACAAGGGUUGUCAAGAGCAACCUACCACAGAUCAUCGCCAAACUAGCGACCGUACCAGAUAUAGUGCUCACUGAAGUAUUUAGAGAUGUCGACCUGGAUGAAGAGGUUAUCAGCACUUAUCGAACGGCAUGUGAGGUGGCCGGUCAUGUGCGUGAUCUUCCACUUUGCAGUCAAGCACACAUCGGGGCGUCUUUACUGUACCCAGUGACCGGCUUUCUGUUUCUCUUUUAUUCCUUGCACCGUCCUGAUCUCACUCAACGACUGGAUAACGAUUUCCUGAUCAAGAUCGACCGUGAGGCAGGAUGUGAUGGGAGUAGUCUUGUCCAACUGUUGAAUUUGGCUAUUGAUUUACAGAGCGAUAGUACCGCAAUGUCAAUGAUGAAUGAUGAAGGUGUGAUUGCACUGAUAAUGGCCAGUACGCAGCAGCACUAA